Messenger RNA from Lathyrus oleraceus (garden pea), 2417 nucleotides. RefSeq names its product pentatricopeptide repeat-containing protein At4g21065. NCBI's taxonomy places the organism in Eukaryota, Viridiplantae, Streptophyta, Magnoliopsida, Fabales, Fabaceae. The record is from RefSeq and is a predicted model, not a curated record. The coding region runs from base 95 to 1957 and encodes 620 amino acids. The transcript has a single exon. Gene Ontology annotation, molecular function: zinc ion binding; RNA binding; protein binding. Gene Ontology annotation, biological process: RNA modification.
CGACUUUUGAUAAACUUGCGAAACAACCAUAAAUAUCUUGUAAGAACUCUUAUUUACAAGGAAAAGGAAACUAAAUAACUGACACUCCUCUAACAUGUCUUUCUAUUCUAUUACUAAAACACGACAAACCUCAACAACACUUUCAUCACUCUUGAACCUUUUCACUGUUUCUCCGUCCUCCUAUCACUCAUUAGCCACCCAACAAUUCGAUUCAUGUUCUCCGUCACAAACCAGCUACGGUUAUGCUUCACUACUCCAAUCUUGUAUCGAUUCCAAGGCGUUAAACCCAGGGAAACAGCUCCAUGCUCAUUUGUGUCAUCUGGGUAUUGCUUACAGUGAAGACUUGGCCACUAAACUUGUCCAUCUUUACGCGGUUUCCAAUUCUCUUCCAAAUGCACAUAAACUGUUCGACAAAAUUCCUAAAGGGAAUUUGUUUUUGUGGAAUGUUUUGAUUCGGGGUUAUGCAUGGAAUGGACCCCAUGAUACUGCUAUUUUGUUAUACCAUGAGAUGCUUGAUUAUGGGCUCAAGCCUGAUAAUUUUACUUUACCGUUUGUUCUUAAAGCUUGCUCAGCACUUUCUGCAAUUGGAGAGGGAAGAGGCAUCCACGAGUAUGUGAUAAAAAAUGGGUGGGAGAGGGAUGUUUUUGUUGGUGCAGCUCUUAUUGACAUGUAUGCGAAAUGUGGUUGUGUAAUGGAUGCCCGUCACGUGUUUAAUAACAUUGUUGAGAGAGAUGCUGUGUUGUGGAACUCUAUGCUUGCAACUUAUGCUCAAAAUGGACACCCUGAUGAAUCGCUUUCUCUUUGCCGUGAGAUGGCGGCAGAGGGUGUGAAACCUACCGAGGCGACUCUUGUGACUGUCAUUUCAUCUUCGGCUGAUAUUGCAUGUCUCCCUUAUGGUAGGGAAAUCCAUGGAUUUGGUUGGAAACAUGGAUUUCAGUCCAAUGAUAAGGUUAAAACCGCUUUGAUUGAUAUGUAUGCAAAAUGUGGUUCUGUGAAGGUUGCAUGUGCUUUGUUUGAGCGGCUUUGGGAGAGAAGGGUUGUUUCCUGGAAUGCAAUUAUUACUGGUUAUGCAAUGCACGGUCUUGCUGUUGAAGCUUUGGACUUGUUUGAAAAAAUGAGGAAGGAGGCUCGUCCAGAUCAUAUAACCUUUGUUGGUGUUCUUGCGGCUUGCAGUCGAGGGCGUUUGUUGGAUGAAGGACGGGCCUUGUACAACUCGAUGGUGAGGGAUUAUGGUAUCAAUCCUACAGUUCAACAUUACACAUGCAUGGUUGAUCUUCUUGGUCACUGUGGUCAACUGGAUGAAGCCUAUGAUCUUAUAAGACAUAUGAGUGUUAAGCCAGAUUCUGGUGUAUGGGGUGCUUUGCUGAAUUCAUGCAAAAUCCACGGAAACGUGGAGUUGGCUGAGUUAGCUUUAGAGAAACUAAUUGAGCUUGAGCCAGAUGAUUCUGGCAAUUAUGUGAUUUUGGCUAAUAUGUAUGCUCAAUCAGGCAAGUGGGAAGGAGUGGAAAAAUUGAGACAGUUAAUGAUUGACAAGGGAAUAAAGAAAAACAUUGCUUGUAGUUGGAUUGAAGUAAAGAACAAAGUGUAUGCAUUUCUUGCAGGAGAUGUUUCACACUCAAAUUCUGAUGCAAUAUAUGCAGAGUUGAAGAGGUUAGAAGGACUAAUGCAUGAAGCUGGAUAUGCUCCAGAUACAGGAUCUGUUUUCCAUGAUGUGGAGGAAGAUGAAAAAACAAGUAUGGUGUGCAGUCACAGUGAAAGACUAGCUAUUGCUUUUGGACUCAUAAGUACAUCACCAGGAACCCGACUUUUGAUAACAAAGAAUCUCCGAGUUUGUGAGGACUGUCAUGUCGCUAUUAAGUUCAUCUCAAAGAUUACAGAGAGGGAAAUUACUGUAAGAGAUGUUAAUCGAUAUCAUCAUUUUAAACAUGGCAUGUGUUUGUGUGGUGAUCACUGGUGAUGAGGAUGCAACUUAGUUGAGAAAACUGUCCAAAACAACAGUCUCUUACAUAGGAGUUUUGUCCAAAAUAAUUGAGUUCAUUCAUACAUGAAACUAGUGUUCAUGUUUAUACCAUAGUUCUCUUUUAUUAUGAGCUGAUGGGAAAGUGAAAAUUCAAGGUAAUGACGGGUUUUUAAUUAUUUUUACUCCAGAUGAAGGUUAUGGUCAGAGACUCAGCUUGUGUUACAAUGACGAUCAUUAAGCCAUUCUUGCAAGAGAAAUGGUACAAAAUUGAGCAUUGGUUUCUAGAAAUUACAUGUGGCAUUGUAUCAUUGAAAUCAAGGGCAGUGUAAUGCUAAAUGGUGCAAAAAAAAUUGAGAAUGGAUAUCAUAGCAAUUACAUGUGGCAUUGUACACUGAAAUAAUAAUGAUGGUGUAUUGUCUAUCUUUCUAUUAAAAUAAAUUACAACCAAAUUUCUUAA